AGCCGGAAGUGGCGCAACUUCCGGCCGGAGCCGCCAUCUCGCCGUGAGACAGCAGGAGCGGCCGCCGCGCGAUGUCGUCCUCCCCAGCCGUGUACUCGGGCCCGGGCAGUCACCCGGCGAUGGAGCCUCGCAGCGCCGCGGGCCCCGUGCAGCUGCGCUUCUCGCCCUACGCUUUCAACGGGGGUACUGUGUUGGCAAUUGCUGGAGAAGAUUUUUCAAUUGUUGCUUCUGAUACUCGAUUGAGUGAAGGGUUUUCAAUUCACACCCGGGACAGCCCCAAAUGUUACAAAUUAACAGACAAAACAGUCAUUGGAUGCAGUGGUUUUCAUGGAGACUGUCUAACCCUGACAAAGAUUAUUGAAGCAAGACUAAAGAUGUACAAGCAUUCCAAUAACAAGGCCAUGACCACGGGGGCCAUUGCUGCCAUGCUGUCCACGAUCCUCUAUUCCAGGCGCUUCUUCCCGUACUAUGUGUACAACAUCAUCGGGGGACUUGAUGAAGAAGGGAAGGGGGCCGUGUACAGCUUUGACCCGGUGGGGUCCUACCAGAGAGACUCCUUCAAGGCCGGAGGCUCCGCGAGUGCCAUGCUGCAGCCCCUGCUCGACAACCAGGUCGGCUUUAAGAACAUGCAGAAUGUGCAGCACGUGCCCCUGACCCUGGAGAGGGCCCUGCGGCUCGUGAAAGACGUCUUCGUCUCUGCUGCCGAGCGAGAUGUGUACACCGGGGACGCGCUCAGGAUCUGUGUUGUGACCAAGGAGGGCAUCACGGAGGAGACCGUUCCCCUGAGAAAAGACUGACUGGUUGUUUUAUUAAACAAAUAAACCCUGAAGUGUUCGUUUUGUUAGGACUUGUCUUCUCGGCAGCACCUAGCUGAGAAAUGGGGUUUCUUUUUCCUCGGUGUCUUCACCCUCCCCUUACUUUUCUGACUUCCAGAGCUAUUUUUAUAUUUUUAAGAUGAAGAGACAGACAGGCUGUGGCAGUUUUUCUUUACGUUUGUGAGCAAGAAAUUUGGGAGAGUUGGCUUUUUGAUGAGCGUGUCAGCACCACCCGAUGAUGACAGGCCGUCCUGUGAUGGGGGUGCUUUGGGACGUCUUUAACCCUCCCGGCUUGCCGUGAGAGCCGGCUAGCUUUACAGCCCCAGGUCUCAUUCUCACACCAUCUUGGUUUCACUAAGACAUUAUUGGGUUGUUGGAAAAGUCAUGAUGCAUUUUUGCAAUGAAAACCAGAAAAAAUACAUCAUGACUUUUCCGACAACCCAAUAGAAUACCUAAGGUUUCUCAUUCCUAGGAUUGUUAAGCAAGCAGCAUGGAACGGCUGUUUUGGAGACAUCGUCAAAUCAGCCAGAGUAGAAGACAGUUAUGAAAGCCCUGGAAAUGGGCUUUAGCCAGAAAUUGGGGAUAAUUUUUCCAAACGUUGUUUUUAGGAAGGUUAAAAUCGCGACCUAACUUUUGAGAGAUAAAGUAGCUUUGUUUUAGAACUGUUAAAUACAUUUUUAACUCCAUUAUGUAUAAUGUGGGAAUACCUUUUUUGGUGUGGAACAAGUGAAAUCCUACCACAUAGCCUCGGAGGAGAGUUGCAAUGAGAUUUUACUGUUGACCUGUUAAGAAGUUAACUAAAAGUAUUAAAACUCUAGUAGAUAUAUAUUUUAAAAUUUGUUCUACCAACAGCUGUUAAAUGCCCUAUCACAGGCCCUGGAGCACAAGGGUAAGAUCUCAUUUGUCUUUCUGUUAGUGUCUCAAGUGAAAACUAGACUGUCCCGUUCACAAUGCACAUUUGUCAUCCUGUUGUAUGACUUCUCUAAAAUGGAGCCAAUGGAAUAAACACAGAAAUUUACUAUAA
Molecule: messenger RNA, 1839 nt
Organism: Hipposideros armiger (great roundleaf bat)
Lineage: Eukaryota; Metazoa; Chordata; Mammalia; Chiroptera; Hipposideridae
Gene: PSMB1
Product: proteasome 20S subunit beta 1
Exons: 6
Coding region: 72-797 (241 amino acids)
Cellular component (GO): nucleus; cytoplasm; proteasome core complex
Source: RefSeq, a predicted model, not a curated record